Messenger RNA from Entrophospora sp. SA101, 450 nucleotides. The record is from the annotation of a GenBank genome assembly. NCBI's taxonomy places the organism in Eukaryota, Fungi, Glomeromycota, Glomeromycetes, Entrophosporales, Entrophosporaceae.
AUGAGCCUUAUCAGCGAAACUCUGCAUACUGAUAUUUUGUUUGGUUUGGUCAAGGACAUUUCUCGAGUCAGAACUGAUCUUAGACUUAUAAUAUCUAGCGCAACAUUAAAUGCUCAAAAAUUUGCUGCCUAUUUUGAUGAUGCACCAAUUUUUAGGAUUCCAGGUAAACCUUACCCAGUUCAAAUUUGUCAUACAAAAGCUCCAGAAGCAAAUUACAUUUCUGCAGCAAUAGCUACCGUUAUGCAAAUACAUAUUUCACAAAAUACAGGAGACAUAUUAGUCUUUCUUACAGGUCAAGAAGAAAUUGAGACUGUUCAAGAAAGUUUACAACAAACAUGUAGAGUUCUUGGCAGUAAAGUAAAAGAAUUAAUAAUAUGUCCAAUUUAUUCCAAUCUUCCACCUGAUAUGCAAGCUAAAAUAUUUGAGGCAACACCACCUGGUGCUCGAAAA